Molecule: messenger RNA, 699 nt
Organism: Xylona heveae TC161
Lineage: Eukaryota; Fungi; Ascomycota; Xylonomycetes; Xylonales; Xylonaceae
Exons: 1
Coding region: 131-640 (169 amino acids)
Source: RefSeq, a predicted model, not a curated record
GUCAGGAAUACCUUAGUACCUGUGGUAUAUACUUUGGAUUGUGUAUAGACUACAGACUACAGAUGGUGUAUUACCUAGCAGAUAGUGUAUUGAGGGGCAGUUAUCAGUAUUAGUAUUAGUAUAGGGAGGUAUGAUACCAGCGUUGGAUACGAUAAUAACAAGCAUGAUUCGAUCCAACGAUCCAAUGAUCUAUGGACUGCGUUCACUGCUUCGUUACUUCGCUACUUCACUACUUCACUACCUCAUCACGACGUUCUCAAUCCUCAAUCCUCAAUCCUCUAUACUUAGGGUUCCAGAACAACGAGUAAUGCAGUAUUUCACAAGACGUGAGAUGGCAUUUGUGAUAUGGACAGAUGGAAACUUUAGCUUUCACACAUACCCCCACAAACACACAUACUCUCUCACUUUGAUAAUUUGUCAUUGUUUUAUCAUUGUCAAUCUACCAGAUGCCGCUGCUGCUGCUGAUGAUGAUAAGACGAUGCCGAAACAAAAACAAGUACAAGUACAAAUACAGACGAAACCUUAUUCACGACACGACGGAUAUCAAGAUUCAAGACCAAAGAGACUGGCUUUUCCUCGACUUCAAACAUGCAUAGAUGAUACGGACACUGAGCCACACAAGACUGACCAAGAGGAAUGACACAUGGAGAUAUUUAUGAAUAGAGGAUGUAAAACGCUAUAGUAAAGGCAAGGAAACGC